Molecule: messenger RNA, 2049 nt
Organism: Urocitellus parryii (Arctic ground squirrel)
Lineage: Eukaryota; Metazoa; Chordata; Mammalia; Rodentia; Sciuridae
Gene: Mon1a
Product: MON1 vesicular trafficking associated A
Biological process (GO): protein secretion; vesicle-mediated transport; protein targeting to vacuole
Cellular component (GO): Mon1-Ccz1 complex
Source: RefSeq, a predicted model, not a curated record
AUGCACCAGGGGGGCGGGCUGGGUCGGGCCAAGCGAUUGGAACCGGGCCUCUUCGGCGAGAGGCCAGCGAAGGCUGCCUUCCUGCGCCAGAGGCCGGGUGAGGGCGGCAAGGGGAAAUCGGUGCCGAACUGUUGCCAUGUGUGUGUCCGCAAGGGGACGUGGCCCCGCGAAACUGCGCCCCCGGGCCUGGCCCGGCCGGACACCUACACCCCUCCGGGGGUCCGGCAGAGGGCAGUGACUGGCACCCUCUGUGCGUCCUGGUUUCCCCCCAAAAAACAGAAAGCCCAAAGGAUGGCUGCUGAUAUGCAGAGGAAGAAAAGUAGUGAAUGCCCUGAUGGCACAUUGGCUCCUUCUGAUGGACAGAGUGUGGAGAGAGCAGAGAGUCCCACACCUGGACUGGCCCAGGGAAUGGAACCAGGUGCCGGGCAGGAGGGUGCCAUGUUUGUCCAUGCCCGUUCCUAUGAGGACCUGACUGAGUCAGAGGAUGGGGCAGCUUCUGGGGACAGUCCCAAGGAGGGUGCUGGGGGUCCUCCAUCACUGCCUACAGAUAUGCGCCAGAUCAGCCAGGACUUUAGUGAGCUAAGCACCCAGCUGACAGGUGUGGCUCGAGACCUACAAGAGGAGAUGCUGCCAGGAAGCUCUGAGGACUGGCUGGAACCCCCAGGGGCAACUGGGAGACCAGACACGGAGCCCUCGAGGGAGGGCACAACAGAGGGGGAUGAAGAAGACGCUACGGAGGCAUGGCGCCUGCACCAGAAACAUGUCUUUGUCCUGAGUGAGGCAGGGAAACCCGUGUACUCUCGCUAUGGCUCUGAGGAGGCGCUUUCCAGCACAAUGGGUGUCAUGGUGGCACUAGUAUCCUUUCUGGAGGCAGACAAGAAUGCCAUCCGCUCCAUCCAUGCAGAUGGCUACAAGGUGGUAUUUGUGCGCCGGAGCCCACUGGUGCUGGUGGCAGUGGCACGAACGCGGCAGUCGGCACAGGAGCUGGCACAAGAAUUGCUCUACAUCUAUUACCAAAUUCUGAGCCUUCUUACUGGGGCACAGUUGAGCCACAUCUUCCAGCAGAAGCAGAACUACGACCUGCGGCGCCUGCUUUCAGGCUCCGAGCGCAUCACCGACAAUCUGCUACAGCUAAUGGCUAGAGACCCCAGCUUCCUAAUGGGGGCGGCGCGGUGCCUGCCCCUGGCCGCCACCGUUCGAGAUGCGGUGAGUGCCAGCCUGCAACAGGCACGUGCUCGCAGCCUUGUCUUCUCCAUCCUAGUGGCCCGCAACCAGCUGGUGGCGCUCGUGCGCCGCAAGGACCAAUUCCUGCACCCCAUCGACCUGCACCUGCUCUUCAAUCUCAUAAGUUCCUCCUCGUCCUUCCGUGAGGGUGAGGCCUGGACGCCGGUAUGCCUGCCCAAAUUCAAUGCAGCUGGCUUCUUCCACGCACACAUCUCUUACCUAGAGCCUGACACUGACCUCUGUCUGCUUCUUGUCUCCACCGAUCGCGAGGACUUUUUCGCUGUCUCUGACUGCCGCCGCCGCUUCCAGGAGCGCCUUCGCAAACGCGGAGCUCACCUCGCGCUGCGGGAGGCACUGCGCACACCCUACUACAGCGUUGCCCAAGUGGGCAUCCCUGAUUUGCGUCACUUCCUCUAUAAAUCAAAGAGCUCAGGACUCUUCACCAGUCCUGAGAUUGAGGCCCCAUACACCAGUGAAGAGGAACAGGAGCGGUUGCUGGGCCUCUACCAAUACCUGCAUAGUCGUGCCCACAAUGCCUCCCGCCCACUCAAGACCAUCUACUACACAGGCCCCAACGAGAACCUCCUAGCCUGGGUGACAGGCGCCUUUGAGCUCUACAUGUGCUACAGCCCUCUGGGGACUAAGGCAUCAGCUGUCAGUGCCAUCCAUAAGUUGAUGCGCUGGAUCCGUAAAGAGGAAGACCGCCUCUUCAUCCUCACACCCCUCACCUACUGAUGGGAAUGUGUGCAGACUCAGCCCUUCCAGUCCCACUGGGUGUGGAAAGCCAUGGGUUGGUGUGUGCAUUAAAGUACUUUGGGGAAGACA